AUACCCUUCUAACUUCUAAGCAAGAACAACUCACUUUAAGCUUAAGCAACAAAAAUUAAGGGAACAUAAUGGAGUCUCAUCACCAUCCUCACCAACCCAAAAAUUGGAAAAACUUAAGUGGCCAAAACAAUUGGGAAGGUCUCUUAGACCCUCUUGAUAUCAAUCUACGUCGAAGCAUCAUUCGCUAUGGCGAAAUGGCGCAAGCAAGCUACGACACAUUUAACAGCACAAACAUCUCAAAAUAUGCAGGAAGUAGUCGUUACACUAAGAAGGAUUUCUUCACAAAAGUUGGUCUUGCAAUGGGAAAGCCUUACAAAUAUCGCGUUACAAAGUUUUUGUACGCAACUUCAGGCAUAGAUUUGCCUACUGCAUUUAUGUUUAAGUCCCUUUCUAGGGAAGCAUGGAGCAAGGAGUCUAAUUUUAUAGGCUAUGUAGCGGUGGCGGAAGACGAGUCGGUGGCGGCGUUAGGGCGGAGGGACAUUGUUAUUUCUUGGAGAGGGACUAUACAGUCGUUGGAGUGGGUUAAUGACUUGCAGUUUCUUCAAGUUUCAGCUUCGAGUAUUGUUGGUAAGAGUGAUGGAAAUGAUGAUCCUAAGGUUCACCAAGGAUGGUAUUCUGUUUAUACUUCGGAUGAUCCUAAAUCACCAUUCAACAAGACUAGUGCUAGAUAUCAGGUUCUUCAGGAGAUCGAAAACCUAGUAGAACAAUACAAAGAUGAAGAGAUCAGCAUAACAAUAACAGGCCACAGUUUGGGUGCAGCACUAGCUACAUUGAAUGCCAUUGAUAUAGUUGUCAACAACAAAAACAAACCCAAAGAUAAUCCACAAAAACAAUAUUUGGUAACAGCAAUAAUAUUUGCAAGCCCUAGAGUAGGAGACUCAAACUUCAAAAAGAUUUUCUCAAAGUAUGACAACCUUAAACUCUUAAGGGUCCAUAACACCUUAGACAUCGUCCCAAACUAUCCGUUGCUCGGCUAUUCUGACGUCGGCCAAGAGUUGUUGAUCGACACGACGAAGUCUCCUUACUUGAAGGUCCCUGGAACAUUCUCAAAUUGGCAUAAUAUGGAGGCGUAUUUGCAUGGAGUUGCAGGAACACAAGGUAGCAAAAACGGAUUUAAAUUGGUAGUUGAUCGUGAUAUUGCACUAGUAAAUAAGUCGAUGGAUAAUUUGAAAGAUGAAUAUCUUAUACCUGUUGCUUGGUGGAGUUUGAAGAAUAAAGGAAUGGUUCAACAGUCUGAUGGUUCUUGGCUAUUAAUGGAUAAUGAAAUGAGUGAUGAUGAUAAGGACUUUGACCUUUUCAUAUAAUGAAAAUGGCUCUAUUUUAGAUAUUAUUAUUGAAACACACACAUAAAAACACACUUUGAUUGUUUUAAUUAUAAUUUGCUCAUGUUGUUGCAUUGAAUUUUAGUUUUUGGGGUUUCUAUUGGUUCCAUAUUAUUGUUUGGGGUUAUAUGAUUGUUGUGACUCUUUUUUUUUUUUUUUUGAAUAAUGGAACUAGAUAAACUUAAAUAAUGUUAUUACAAUCCGAGAUGUAAGCACUCAUGCAAAAACUAGGAGGGUGGGGCAAACAAUUAGUUACAUUCAUGCAAACAUCUAAUCUACGCGCUUCUUUAGCUAGUAAAUCUGCCGUCUUGUUAUGCCUUCUUGGGAUAUGCCUAAUCUCCACUUCUUGGAUUCUUCGGAAAAGCUCCCUGCACUCAUUUAUAAUAUUGGUAAACAUGUUAAGAUCUUCCCCCUCCUUUGUGAGGAGUUGGGUGGCAUACAAGCAAUCCGAAUAUACAAUACAUUUGU
Molecule: messenger RNA, 1790 nt
Organism: Beta vulgaris subsp. vulgaris (sugar beet)
Lineage: Eukaryota; Viridiplantae; Streptophyta; Magnoliopsida; Caryophyllales; Amaranthaceae
Product: phospholipase A1-IIgamma
Exons: 2
Coding region: 69-1304 (411 amino acids)
Biological process (GO): lipid metabolic process
Molecular function (GO): glycerophospholipid phospholipase A1 activity
Source: RefSeq, a predicted model, not a curated record